Messenger RNA from Schistocerca piceifrons (Central American locust), 2675 nucleotides. Its product is annotated as turripeptide Ici9.2-like. The transcript is spliced from 3 exons. NCBI's taxonomy places the organism in Eukaryota, Metazoa, Arthropoda, Insecta, Orthoptera, Acrididae. The record is from RefSeq and is a predicted model, not a curated record. Gene Ontology annotation, molecular function: protein binding. The coding region runs from base 54 to 326 and encodes 90 amino acids.
CACAGCAACAGUCACAGUUGUCUAGCUGCUGCUUGGAUUCGUUGCAGACAAGAAUGAAGUUACAAGUGAUGUUAAUGUUGUUAGUAACUGCACAAAUCUGCUUUGCUUCUGCUGCAGAUGAGGACUGCGCUGCGGCGUCCGCCGCUAUGUGCUCGCAGCGCCGGCUGCAGUGUCCCUGCCCAGAGGUGUGCGCCGACGUCUACCUGCCGGUGUGCACGCGCUGCCAGGAUGGCCAGCAACACACCUUCCCCAACUGCUGUGCCUGGCACGCAGCGGUAUGCGCGCUGCAAGCGGACUGCGCCCUGGAGCACGAUGGCGAGUGCUGAUCAUUCGCCGCUACCCCUGGAUGGCGAAAUGCAUCACCUAAAAAAUAAAAUAAAAAAAAUAAACCUACCUUUACAUCUUUGGUGCAUGAUAAACUACUACUUGAUGAAUUCCAUUGAGGUUCUUACCAUAGCAGUAGACAUUCUGGUUUAAAAUCGUCCGUAUUCAUUCCUGUCUAAACACGACUGCAGAGAAUGUCCUUCCUGAUGCACCAUAGCUUGGAGAAAACGUGGUGAAUUUUAACGACAAUAAGCUGGAGAAAAGGGCGACAGUACAAACGGAGAAGAUGACAGAACGUGUUUCCAAGGUGCUGAAGUUAAGAAGGAGAAUGUGAAAAUUACAUAAGAAUAUUACGCCUCAGAGAGGCUACAUCUACCGUCAAACUGAAGAACCAAAGUGCUCGCAACAAGUGUAUCGUUGAUGACAUGUACCACAAUGACAAAAAGUGCUGAAAGAGUGACAAUAUGAUACGAAAAAUACAGAUUAACAGUAACUGGUGCUAGACUUUUAGCUUGUGACGCUUGUAAGAAUAAAGGGGUGCACGUCGUUGCUUUCUUCAUGCCCCCUCUCCGUCUAUCUUAAAGAUGAAGGUGCUGCUUCUCAGAUGUUCUGUGGAGUAAUACGUAGAAACAAAAUACUUUAGACAGAAAAUUUCUGUAGUUCUUCUCUAAUGAGUGAAACGUCAAUAAGGUAGGGUAAAAUCGAAUUAAAAUCAGUAGGUGUUACAUUUCCAGUGCUUUAUUUUACUGGCACUUGGUUAGAACAUUAAUGGUAUAACGUUUCCACCAUCAGCAUUCAAACAGAAAGGAGCAACAGACUUGACCAAAGAUUCUCGGUAUUUGGUAAAUAAAUUCGAAAAGACCUUCCACUGUCUCCAUAGGUUUGUAAUGCCCCAGCUUUUUUCAUGUGACUGGUAUUAACUUAUGGUUGUUGCCCAUACCAGUUUCUCUCAUAUGUUGUACCCAUUGUCAGUUCAUCUCACUAUAUCAUUCUUUGGCCUCUAGUAAUAGCUUUGCCACUGCAUGAGUCGUUGUUGUAAUCAGUUAGCAGAGAAGACGUAUCUCAGACACCUUUGGAAAAGGUUGACUGAGUUCAUCUGAGCAUCAAGUAAGUGGAAAAUCGCUCCCACUUGGUCUUUUGAGUGUUAUGCCUUGUUCUGAGGGGAACGUAUUGUUGUAACUAGAAAUCAUGCAUAUUCGGCUCGCUAGGCAAACAAUCAGAGAACUCGUAUUAACGACUUUUAUUACAACAAAUACAAAUACUUAACUUUUAUCUGGGAAUUUUUGUAAUCGUUUCUACAUUAUCAUCCAGAAGUGCAACAAUUACACAGAUGUGUCGCAAGCAGAGGGCAAAAUACAAAAUAAUCAGUCUUCUUCAGAACAGACAAACAUAAGUAACACAUCUGGUCAUAGCCACCGUUACUAACAAAAGUCUCUCAACUCAACUGCAGUGACUGAUAAUCUCUAACUGUGCUACAUAGAGAUUGCUAACGAAGUGGCUAACGGUGAAGCUGCUAUCGAAGUGGGUUGUCACCAGUGGAGUGCGGCGCUUAUAUCGUCUUCACCUAGGGGCCACUGCUGUCACGUUGUCGUCCUGGAGGGAGAUCGGUCAGCCUGCGAUUGGCUGGUCUCUUCUCAUAGCCCUCUCUUCUCUUUCAUUCCCGACUGGUGCGCUGGCACUGACUUCACGACAUAACGCGUUUUAGUGGUAAUACGGCUAAUAACAGCCAGCAGCUGACACAAGGCAGGCAGUGUUCAGCCUUUGGAGUACAUGGGUAGACAGAUUUCGAAUUCUGAUGGCACAUUCUCUCACUUGCAUCUCUUGCUUUCAAGGAGAGAUUGUGACUUUAUCAGCAGAAACAACACUUUUCUAUCUGAUAAUAUUUUAUUAAAUGUUUAUGCAGUGGGUCAAGUUGCCUUCAGCACAACCAAAUUAGUAAUUUAAAAGUCAUGAGUUGCUGAUGCCGAUGUCUUUAAAGGUAGCUGUAGCGACAGGAGGUCCAUAUAGGAAAGUUUGGUGAGAGAAGUAUGCAGUCAUCAUAACGGUGCCGUUACAGCAACCUGUAAACAGCCAACUACAUAAAUGUAGUUAUAUUAACAUCAAUCCACAGUUAAGAAACUAAAACUCAGGAAGAAUCUCAGUGUUAAUAAAAAAGACGUCACAGUAUAAGGUAGGUAGAAAUUCAACAGGUACGACAUCCCAGCUAGUACACUGCCAUUGGUCAGAGUCUCUUGCAUUGCCUGGAAAUCAGCUGAGCCGCAGACUUCAAGUUUUCUGUUGUGCUGAGUGGUAAAUGAGACAUUGUUCUUCGCUGUAUUUUUUAUACUGAUAAUAAAUAAUUACACCUUUUA